Messenger RNA from Chondrus crispus (carragheen), 4194 nucleotides. Its product is annotated as ATP dependant DNA helicase. Gene Ontology annotation, molecular function: DNA helicase activity. The record is from RefSeq and is a predicted model, not a curated record. Gene Ontology annotation, biological process: DNA repair; telomere maintenance. Bases 1 to 4194 code for a protein of 1397 amino acids. Lineage: Eukaryota; Rhodophyta; Florideophyceae; Gigartinales; Gigartinaceae. The transcript has 6 exons.
AUGCAACAGAGAAGAGCUGACGCGACAACCCCAGAGAGACAUGAGCGUCAAGACUCAAACCGAAGAUCCACAGAAGCAGCUAGAGCGGAAGAAAAUACCCCCCUCCGAGAUGCACGGCGCGAAGCGGAUCGCAAUGCGACACGAGGAGCUAGAGCCGAGGAAAUUACUCCUGCUCGUGAGGCGCGGCGAGACCUUGACCGUCUAUCCACCCAACGAUCAAGGGAUGCACAAGACACACCGACUCGGAAUGCCCGGCAACGAUCCGACGGCCAGGCUCGAACGGCUUCUCGGCAGCUCUUCCCCCCACUACCCGAAUCCUCGCCUUCGUUUCGCGAUCUCGGCAUGGUCCAUAUUGAGUGUUCGCACUGCAAAGCUCUGCAUUUCGUCCAAGAACGCAUCGUGAGCAGCUCUGCCGCAAGGCCCAUGUUUUCCACAUGCUGUGGGGAGGGGAAGCUGUCACUGCCCCUUCUCACCGACCCGCCAGCUCUUCUGCGCUCUCUUCUCAUCGAUGAUACUCCAAGGGCCCGCCGCUUCCGUAAAAACAUUCGAGCAUACAAUUCAGCGCUGUCUAUGGCGUCCGUGGUCGCCAAAUGGGUGAACAGAGGGCCCGGUACUUCCAAUUUUAACCCCACAAUGACGAUGCAGGGCGAGAUGUACCAUUACAUGGGUCCCAUGAUUCCAUCCGAGGGGCGGGCGCCUUCCUUUGCUUCCGUUUACAUUCACGACACUGACUACGGUACUCAAACGCGCACAAGGCUUGGCGGAGCCUCUACACAGCUGGAAGACACACUGUUAAUGCAACUGACGCACAUGCUGCACGAAUGCAACCCCUACGUGCAGACUGUUCUCAGUAUGCGAGAAUGGGCUCAAUCCCCUCAACCCAACACUCCAGCCCCGUACCAGAUGGUCAUCCAUGCCGACCGCAGGCCAAGUCAUGAGCACGUGCGCCGGUACAAUGUGCUGGAUCCAAUUUCAGUCAGUCAUCGUGCAUACGAUCCGUUGAGUUACGUGCUUUUGUUCCCGAACGGUAGAGAUGGAUGGUAUCCAGAGCUUCGAUUCUCCAGUGAUGACGACGGCAGACGUACCAAGAUUACUCCGAUGAUGUACUACGGAUGGCAUUUGUUCGAAAGAGCAGGCGAGUUCAGCACAAUUUUGCACGCAGCGCGACUCUUUCAGCAAUAUUUGGUUGACCAGUUCUGCAAAGUGGAGGCAGAAAGGCUUUCGUAUCUCCGCCACAACCAGACACAGCUUCGAGCCGCCGACUACACCUCACUGCGUGACAGCCUAGGAGACUCCGGUCGUGCUGAAGAUGAAGCCGAUGCUGUGCGUGCGGGACGACUGUUCAUUCUCCCUUCCACGUACAUUGGAGGUGACCGCUACAUGAGGCAGCAGAUGCACGACAUCAUUGCUAUAUCGAACCAAAUUGGCCACCCGGACAUCUUCCUCACUAUGACAUGCAAUCCAAGCUGGCCGGAGAUCACAAGACCCCUACUGCCGAACCAAACGCCUCAGGACAGACCGGACCUGUGCGCACGUGUGUUUCGUCUGAAAAUGAAAGAUCUCAUGUCCUUGGUCAUCAACGAGGAAGUAUUCGGAACCGUCGUUGCCCAUGUACGAGUCAUCGAAUUUCAGAAACGCGGUCUUCCCCACGCUCACGUUGUAUUUUUCCUAGAUGAAGUCUCCAAGAAUGAUCUGCGUACUCCCGAAAACGUCGACCGCAUUAUCUCUGCCGAGAUCCCGUCUGCCCAAGAUCCAGAACUCCAAGAGGUCGUGCUCAAGCAUAUGAUUCACAAUCCAUGUGGAGAACGCAAUCCAACAGCCGUGUGCAUGGGCGAGCAGUACUGCAGGAAAGGGUUUCCGAAAUCGUUCAAACACGAAACCAGCCAGUCCCCCUCUGCAGGUGGGGUCUCCAUCGAGCGACCCUCCCGUGUUGGCCGACGACAGCAAUCCGUCGUGGUCGACAACUCCUGGGUCGUUCCCCACAGUCCUCUGCUUUUACGAUCAUUCGCUUGCCAUUUGAAUUUGGAACUCUGCGUGUCACGGGUUGGCGGAAUCAAGUACCUCUUCAAGUAUGUUUGCAAGGGACAAGACCGAGUGACCAUGGAAAUCACUGCCGAGAACGAGUGCCACGACGAGAUCUCCAACUUCCAAGAUGCCAGAUACGUUUCGGCAUCGGAGGCCGCAUGGAGGUUAUUCUCCUUUGACAUUGUAGAUCGCAAUCCUCCAGUGGUCAGACUUACGGUGCAUCUGCCCAACCACCAUACAGUAUACUUUGAGGAAGGGCGAGAGCAGGAGGCGGCGCUUCGACCAGCAUCAGGUACGAAGCUGACCGAGUGGUUUAAAGCCAACGAGAAGUACCCAAGCGCGAGGCAUCUUCGGUACCACAAGUUUCCAAGGUACUUUACGUGGAAGACACGCACCAAGUCAUGGACCUACGAUUUCAGUGGUACAGGUGCCAACGUAGUCGGUCGAAUCUACACUGUCAGUCCGAGGGAGGGUGAGCGCUACUUUCUUCGCCUCCUCCUCACACAAGUGCCAGGGGCAACAUCCUUCGAGAACUUGCGAAAUAUCGACGGCGAGCAGUGCACCAGCUUCCGACAAGCUUGCUUACGACUCGGUUUGCUGGCCGACGAUGCCGAGUGGAAGCACGCAAUCCGAGAUUCAUUCCGGUCAAGCUUCGUUCCUCUUUCUCAUCUGUUGGCUACGAUUCUGGCACACUGCCAGCCUUCGGACCCUCUCUCGCUGUGGAACGACCACCGGGACAUGUUUCUCACACAUAUUCGCAAUCGUGCACGCAGACAACCCAUUCGAAGACAGCAGCUUCGCGAUGAUCACCACGCCACAUCUUACGUACUUCGAGAGGUACAGGAGGCUCUGCAGACCCACGAGCGCAGCAGUGGGAAGGGCGACUACAGACGUCACUUCCUUCGUACGCGCCGUAAGCAGGUCAUCGCUGUCGCUACGUCUGCUGUUGCUGCUGUGCUGCUCGACGGUGGACGCACCGCUCAUUCCGUGUUCAAGAUUCCCAUUCCUGUAUCUGCCGAAAGCACGUGCAGCUUCUCCGCAAACUCCGACACAGGCCGUACACUGCAACAAGUCGAUCUCAUCAUAUGGGACGAGAUCGUCAUGUGCCAUCGACAUUGCAUUGAGACUGUCGAUCGCUCCCUUCGAGACUUGAUGCAAACCGACCGGCCCUUCGGAGGAAAGUUCCUCGUGCUCGCUGGAGACUUUAGACAAAUCCUUCCCGUCGUUCCGGGCGGGUCCAGAGGUCAAAUCGUGAGUGCGUGCGUCAAGGCUUCCCCGCUGUAUCGAGAGUGCCGAUUCCUGCGCCUUACUGAGAACAUGCGCCUUGCUGCUCUCCGAGCGGACCCUGCAGCAGAUGUGGAGGCUCUCAACUUUCCAGAAUUCCUCCUCAGCGUCGGGGAAGGCAGACUUCAAGGCGAACAGCGCCCGGAAUGGAUCUCACUACCACAGUCCGUUGCGUUCGAGCACACCAUCCGCAAUUUGUGCCUCAAGGUCUUCCAAGGCAUUCGAGACAAUCACGCCGACCCUGCCUGGCUCACCAAGCGCGUUAUACUCACCACAAAGAACAAGCCGCUCGAGGAAGUCAACGAGGUCAUCGGCAACAUGAUUCCGGGAUCGUAUCGAACGUAUUUGAGCGCAGACAAGGUCAAGAACGAAGACACCAACGCGCUGAUCUAUCCCACAGAAAUGCUCAACACCUUGACCGCCGGAUCUGCUCUACCAGACCACAAGCUCAAGCUCAAGAAAGGCUUCAUCGUCAUGCUUCUGUGCAAUCUCGAUCCCGCUACCGGUCACGUCAACGGCGCGCGAUAUGUCAUCGAAAACAUGACCAACAACCUGCUCUUUCUACACGUUACCACCGGGUCACACCAAGGCAACAGACUGUGUCUUCCUCGAAUGCCCUGCGGACCAGGAGACGACAACUUUCCCAUCCCUGGCUUCACCCGAACGCAGUUCCCCAUUCGCACGUGCUUCGCCCUUACAACGAACAAAGCGCAAGGCCAAUCCUUCGGUGGCCGCAUUGGUCUCGACUUACGAGAUCACUGCUUCUCGCACGGUCAACUCUAUGUCGCACUAUCAAGGACUACUCACCCAGGCAACGUCACUGUCCUCACUCGAGAGUCCAAUGAAACCACUCGAAACGUAGUGUACCCCGAGGUCCUUCAGUAG